AUGGGCUCCGAGGCCGCGCGCUGCUGGACGCGCUCCGAUUCGCCAGCCCGGAAGCACAAGCGGCCAGCGGCGGCGGACCCGAGGGGACCCCGUACAUCAACACCUCUAGGUGUGGCCAGGAUCCUGUCUCAGGAGGCUGGAGUAACGGACAUUGUGGUGCUGCAGGCUGCUCUGCUCCACGACACAGUGGAGGACACAGACACCACCUUCUCGGAGAUCGAGGAGCAGUUUGGGGAGGAGGUGAGGCGGAUCGUGGAGGAGGUGACAGACGACAAGAUGUUGCCCAAGAUGGAGCGGAAACGCCUGCAGAUAGAGCGUGCGCCCCACAGCAGUCGGGGAGCCAAGCUGGUCAAGCUGGCAGACAAGCUGUACAACCUGCGGGACCUGAACCGCUGCACACCGGCAGGCUGGUCUGAGCAGCGGGUCCAGGAGUACUUCGUGUGGGCCGCCCAGGUGGUGAAGGGUCUGCGGGAGACAAGCCCUGCGCUGGAGGAGAAGUUGCAGCAGCUGUUCAGGGAGCGAGGGCUGCCGGAGUGACUGUGCGGGGUGCCUGCCAUGUGACACUUGCCAGCAAAUGCUGCUAAGUCAAGCACUGAUGUUAACUACUGACUCCCACAGCGCGCCUUCCACAGGCCAGCGCCCUCAGCCCCGCCUGGAUCAGAGCAGCGAGCCAGUGAUAUCUGCAUGGACUCUGCUCACAAGCCCACCUAUUCAGGCACUCCUGCCCCCUGGGCAAGGGAGGGUGCAGAGAUGGGGGCCAGAUAAAGGGCAGCACAGAAUUGGACAGGGGAUUAAAGCCCAAGCGGUCCCCUGCUACAGAAUACCCACACUCUCCUGGGGGGCAGGAGCUCUCCUUUCCACUGCUUCUCUCCUUCUCCUCCUCUGGCCUCCAGCACCGAACUUCCCCCUCCAGAGGGAGCAGGGCAUAUGCUCCUCCCAAAGACUCUCAUAACCCUCUCCCUGGGGCUCAGCUGGGGAGGAGAAGUGGGGGUAGGUAGACAGACCCCCUCAGCGAGUGUUUCCUGUCCCUAGCCUAGGUGGGAUGGGGGCCCUAAGGCUCUGGUGAGGUCACACCCUAACUGGGGGUCAGGGUCUAGGCUCUGAGUGCAGCCUGCCCAGCUUGGGGGCCGAACUGAGUGACUGUCUCUAAAUAAAAGCCCUGGGUGCCAUGA
Chelonoidis abingdonii (Abingdon island giant tortoise) is the source of this 1172-nucleotide messenger RNA. RefSeq names its product HD domain containing 3 (gene HDDC3). Gene Ontology annotation, molecular function: guanosine-3',5'-bis(diphosphate) 3'-diphosphatase activity. The record is from RefSeq and is a predicted model, not a curated record. Lineage: Eukaryota; Metazoa; Chordata; Testudines; Testudinidae.